Messenger RNA from Archocentrus centrarchus (flier cichlid), 5144 nucleotides. RefSeq names its product BCL2 associated athanogene 6, like (gene bag6l). The coding region runs from base 401 to 3937 and encodes 1178 amino acids. Lineage: Eukaryota; Metazoa; Chordata; Actinopteri; Cichliformes; Cichlidae. Gene Ontology annotation, cellular component: BAT3 complex. The transcript has 24 exons. The record is from RefSeq and is a predicted model, not a curated record. Gene Ontology annotation, biological process: ERAD pathway. Gene Ontology annotation, molecular function: polyubiquitin modification-dependent protein binding; misfolded protein binding.
GCGUUUGGGAGGCUACUUAGCUAACGGCUCAGCUGUUUCGUUAAAAAAAAAAAAAAAAACGUAGCGGUGCCGAUUAGCAGACUUUACAUGAAAAGUAGGAUCUGUAAGCGGUUUCCCACCGAACGCGGGCAACGUCGUUCCCAGGGGAAAUUAGCUAGUUAGCGCUGUUACCUUCCCGGUAAUAGGGAUUACCUAACCUUAGGUAGCUAGCUAAUAAUAACAACAGGCUGUCUGUAGCAAGUUGCUUUCACCAUAUCUGUUAGUCUGAAUGAAGUACACGCAGCUUGAUUUCGCCCGCCUCCAUUCUCCGCAGUUGCGAGAAUUACCAAUGCACAACAGCAAACAUUAACUGGCCGAAGCUCAGUUUACGGCUCUGUAAUUGUUUGGGACACUGAGAAGAAUGACUGAGUCCAGUGGAAUGAUUGAAGUCACAGUGAAGACUCUGGACUCACAGAGCAGGACCUACAAAGUCAGAGGCCAGCUGACAGUGAAGCAGUUCAAGGAUCACAUCGCGUCCUCAGUGGAGAUCCCGGUUGACAAGCAGAGGCUCAUAUACCAGGGCAGAGUACUGCAGGAUGAUAGGACACUGACGGAAUACAAUGUGGAUGGAAGGGUAAUCCAUCUUGUGGAGCGUGCCCCGCCUCAGGCCACCGUGCUCUCCUCUGAGGGUGCAGGUGUUUCUACUGACGGGGCAGAGGGUGGAAGUCGCAGCAGCCAUGCCUCCUCCCAGGGUGCACCAUACGACCGCAACAGCAACAGCUAUGUGAUGCUGGGGACCUUGAACCUGCCUGUCAACAUCAUGGACCCACAGCAGAUACUGAUGUCAGUUCAGCAGAUGGUUGCUGGAGUUGGUGAAGCUGGACGGAGUACCAGGGUCAGCACUGGUUCCGGGAGCAAUGGCUCAGUGGAUGUGCAGAUCAACUUGGACCAGUCAGUUCAGAGUGAAGCGAGGGUGAGGCUGCAGCUGGCUGAGAACCUGCUUCGAGACGCUCACGCUCUCAUCGUCAGGUUGGAGGGAGUGGCCAGUGACAGCAGCUCCCAUUCAGAAUCAGAGAUACUUCAGUCCUCUUUGUCCCCAGCACCAGCGUCCUCCUCUCUUAGAAUGACAGAAACACUACAACCUAUGCAUACCAGCUCUCCCCCAGCAGCAUCAACUUCCACCCAGACUGAGAGGCCAGCCAACACUGGGCCUAACCAUCCUAGUCCAGCUGAGUUUGUGGAAGUUCUCUCUGAGGUCAGGAGGGUGGAGGAGCGAUUACGUCCCUUCAUAGAGAGAACCCAUUCAAUCCUCGGAGCUGCCACCUCAGCAGACUACAACAACAAUACCCAGGAAAGAGAGGAAGAUCAGCGCAUUCUCAACCUGGUCGGAGAUGCUCUUCGUUUCUUAGGAAACACACUGGUCGUCCUUGGUGAUCUACGCUGUAACCUGGCAACCUCUCCUCCACGUCAACUGUGUGUGGUUCGCCCCAUGGCUCACUACACCCACCCGGUUCUGCUUCAGGCUGGCCUGCCACACAUGCCCAUUCCGAUAAACUUGGGGACAACAGUAACCAUGACAUCUAAUGGGAGACAAGCAGCUGAUGGACAACGCCAGCCCUUUCAGGAUGCUGGCCAAUCAGAUCAGCAGGCUACAGGCCAGGCUCUGCCUCUUCAGGCAAAUGGGACCAAUCAAGGAGGACCCAGAGUGAUCCGGAUCACACAUCAGACCAUGGAACCAGUAGUCAUGAUGCAGAUGAACAUGGAUGGUGAAUCAGCUGCAGGGUCUCAGGUACCAGAACACCUAAAUGCUGCAGCUUCUGGUCAGCCUGGAGCAACACCUGCCCACUUCACAGGACUCUCUCCUGAGUUCAUGCAGGCAGUUGUGCACCAGACCUCCCACCAAGCUGCUGCCAUGACUGCCGCAGCCUCAGCAGGCCACCUGACACACAUGAUUUCUGGCUCUGACUCGACACCCAGCGCUGAGGCAGCUGCUUCCCCACAGCCCCACCGCACCCCUGUACAGAGUAGGGUGGUCAUCACUAGGCCAUCUUUGUCCCCUCGCAUAAGUCAGUCUAUGGGAACAAGAGGAGCUACCAUCAACCUGAGGGCUACAGGUGUCCAGCAGCCAGGACAGCAGGGCACUGCACUGGCUCCCUCCUCUCUGACCCAGCUGAUCAGUGGUCUGGUUGGACAGCUUCUGAUGCUGGAGCAGCCAGGUGAUCCGUCAGCCAACUCUCAGUCCUCCUUGUCUUCCUCUUCUGUAUCUGAUUCCAGCACCGCUUCGCCUCCCUUUCCUUUGGCUAACACAUCUGGACAGACAUCCACCCACACCACAAGUACUACUUCAGUUGGUCAGCCAGCAGAGAGUAGCCCUGAGGCAAAUAUGGCUCAGCUCUUGGGCUCUCUACUGGGAGCAGCAGGAUCGGGUGGUCCUGGCUCUGGACUGGCUCCGUCCAUCACUGUGACACUGCCAGGGGUUCCUGGCUUCUUCCAGAGCAUGUCAGACUUCACACCACCACCUACCACUGGCCCUGGUGCCUCACUUCCCCAUCAGCCCAUUGGUCCUGCUCCCACUCAGACCAGCAACACUCCAGAUGGAGACUCACUGAGCCCAGAGCUGUUCACCGGCAUCAUGCAGGGAGUGCUGUCCACCAUGAUGAGUUCUCUUGGGGCGCAGCAGGGCAAUGGAGAGAGCAUUGCCCAGUUCAUCCAGAGGCUGUCCCAGACCAAUAACCUGUUUGUUCCUGGCUCUGGGGAUGCUGUGGGGUUCUUUGGGGACCUGCUCUCCCUGGUGUGUCAGAGUUUCUCUAUGGUGGACAUGGUGCUGUUGCUUCAUGGGAACGCCCAGCCUCUGAGCCGCAUUCAGCCCCAGCUCACAAACUUCUUCACUGAACACUACCUCCAAGGGCGAGAACCUACUGAUGCUAACAUAGCUGUAGCAGCUGAGGACCUCAUCAAUGGACUUGAGGGGUACAUAGCUGAGAGCUUUGCCACAGUGACGGUGCGAGAGGGAGUGGAUAUCAUUCAGACCAACCUGUCGUUCUUCAGACAGCAAUUCACUCAAAUGGCCACACACAUUCUUCGCUGCAACAAUCACAUGUUUGGCCCCCGCCUGCUGUUGCUGUGUACUCAAGGCCUAUUUGAGUGUCUGGCUCUAAACCUGUACUGCCUGGGAGGAGAACACAGAGCUCUGACUGCUGUCAUCAACCACCGCAUUAGGACGAUGUCUGCAGAAGUCAGUCCCAGUCUGGUCAACUGGCUGACCAGCAUGAUGUCUAUGAGGCUGCACAUCAUUCUGGAGCACAACCCAGUUACUGAGGACCAAAUCCAGCACUACAUUAUCCAUUUACAAGGGGUGUUGAACCAGAGGACGGAGGCUGAGGUGGAACAGCCAUCAGAGAGGCCCAGCAUGGAGAUGGGGAAGAGUUCGUCUCCAGCUGCAGCCACCACAGCAGAGGAGGCCAUGACUCCUUCAGCUGUCACUGGAGAAAGAGGAGCACCUCCACCAGUUUCAGCUGUGGACUCUCAGUGCCCUGCUGGGGCCCUAACAGGACAGGAGGACGUGGCCCCUGAGAUAGAGCCAUGGGCAGCAGCUGUUCCACCUGAAUGGGUUCCCAUCAUCAGACAUGACAUGCUGUCCCAGAGGAAGAUCAAAGCCCAGCCGCCACUGUCGGAUGCUUACCUACACGGGAUGCCUGCUAAGAGAAGGAAGACGAACCAGUGUGAAGGACCACACCUGUUGUUGUCAGACGCGGUUAGUCGAGCUGCUCGUGCUGUGGGAGUCCUGCCUGUUACUGCCCCAAACAGCCUGCAGGUGGAGCUGGAGAGGCCAGAGGUUCAGGAAGCAUACACAAACCAGGUAAAGAGUGACAUCAAAGAGCGAGUGAGAGACGAUCCAGAUUAUAAUGCUCAGAGAUUCCCCAACACACACCGAGCUUUCUCUACAGGAAGCUUCUAGUCUCCUUCAAGCAGCUUGACCCACAGGGGGGGUCAGGAAACACACCCUGCAGCAUGAGACUCUGGUACACGUAAUGUGGCAACACCCAUUGUAAUCAUGGGCUGUCAGGAAGACAGCUGCUGACCUCACUUAAUCAGUCCUCCUUUCCUGUGUCAUGGCAACACUACCUGCUGUAGUUUCAUUAGAGAUGAAAACCUGCAGACUUUGGACUGUGGGAGGAAACCGGAGUACCCGGGAGAACAUGCAAACUCCACACAGAAAGGCCCCAGCCGAGGUGGAUUCAAACCCAGAACCUUCUUGUCACCACGCCACUGUGCUGAUGACGGACCCACAGGAUAACAGAUCAGAACUAAUCCCCUUUGGAAGGCAGUUUUGAAGCAGUCUGGGCAGUCAGAGCUCAUUUAGUGUUGGGACCAAAGAACUGAGUCCGAAUGUUCUGAGAAUCAAGUUUCUUUAUUCUGAGAAACAUGCACAGUGAGAGUGAACACCUAAUUUAACAAUGUUAAAGAAUAACAUCAGAAUUAUAAAGGAAUAAAAAUUGUAAUGUGAAGCCAAAAUGCUUAAAAAUGUGGAGGAAAGGGUUCUAAUGCAAAAAGAAUCAUUUCAUGAGAGAAGGUGAGGUGACAAAUGUAGCUGAACAUAAAUGUAUGCUAAAAGAUGCACAGGCAACGAAAUAUGAAGUAUGAACUAUCACUGUUGUCCUCUCAAAGAUGACCUUUUCCCUAUUUAAAAAUAUUCAGUUUGUCAGACAGCAGUGGUUCUAAUACUGUCACACUGAGCAGUUCUGCACUGCGUUGUAAAUGUUGCUGCAUCAUAAGGCAGAAGUGUAAAUGAGUAAUUGUACAUAGUAAAUGGGCAUUGGUGUCAUAGAGCUUUGUCAGUGUCUCUACUGUAGGCUCUUUACAACAUACAAAAUCUUAAGAUGACUCAAGUUGAUGUCGACUAGCUCAGCAGAACUAAAUCAGUGUUUUCCACGGCAUCAGCUUUGUAUCAUUUUAUUGUAGAUAUCAGUGAGCCUCACACUCAGUUUCUUUUUGUAUUUUAGAGCAUUAUGUGUGAUUGACACUUGCUGUCCAUUAAUACAGGACAGUCAGGCCUGAUCAGUGAUGUUUGUCUGAAGUACUGCUGAUGUCAGAAGAACUUUGUCAAACUGUGAACUGUUACUCCCUGUUUGUGAACAUCUCUCAAAUAAAUUCACUUUAAAUCA